This is a messenger RNA of Penicillium vulpinum, 1059 nucleotides long. Its product is annotated as cytochrome P450. Gene Ontology annotation, molecular function: heme binding; iron ion binding; monooxygenase activity. The record is from RefSeq and is a predicted model, not a curated record. The transcript is spliced from 4 exons. Lineage: Eukaryota; Fungi; Ascomycota; Eurotiomycetes; Eurotiales; Aspergillaceae. Bases 1 to 1059 code for a protein of 352 amino acids.
AUGGAUGAAGAAGCCGUUUAUGCGCUGUCUGCAAGAAUUCCGGAAUGCAAAGCUUGGACUUCAUUGAAAGUCCAGCCCAUAAUGCUUUCUAUCAUUGCAUUACUUUCUGGGCGAGUCUUUGUGGGUCCAGAGCUGGGUCGAAAUGAAGAGUAUCAGGACUGCACCGUUGGCUACACCUUGGAUUCCUUCAACGCUGCCAACAAAAUCCGUGCCUGGCAUCCUAUAUUGAGGCCGUUCAUCUACAGGUUUGUCCCCGAGUACCGUGCCGUCCAGCGAGAACUCGCAACUCUCACCAGACUAGUCACACCGUUGGUCCACGAGAGGUUAAAGGGCAAGCAAAAUGGCGCCCCCAACAUGAUGGAUUGGAACAUGAAUAAUUCUCCAUCAUUGAAGCGCCAUGAUGUGAAGUAUCAAGCGAUGCAACAGCUUCAAGUCAGCUUUCUCGCAAUUCACACUACGGCCAAGCUCCUGACAAACGUAUGCUUUGACCUUGCGGCCCAUCCCGAAUACCUGCAGCUUCUGCGAGACGAGUUGGAAGAGGUAUUAAAUACGACCGGGGGGCAAUUUUCUAAGGCUGCUUUACUCAAAUUGAAAAAGAUGGAUAGCAUUAUGUCUGAGACGCAGAGACAUAACCCACCGGGGAUCAUGACUUUCAAUCGAAAAGCAACAUCUUCGCUGGAGCUUUCCAAUGGCUUGCAUAUUCCUUCCGGGACGUACCUGGCGGCGGCAUCAAGUCAGAUUGCCAUGGAUUCUGAACAUUGGGAUACUCCAGAAAAAUAUGACGGGCUUCGGUUUUAUCGGAUGAGACAGGAACCGGGAUGCGGGGAUAAGUAUCAGUUUGUCUCAACGGGAACGAAUAUGCUGUUGUUUGGAUAUGGAUCUCACGCUUGCCCUGGGAGAUUUUUUGCGAACAAUGAGGUAAAAAUUGUGCUUGCGCAUUUGAUCAGAUCAUUUGAUUUUGCGCUUCCGGACGGCAAAGGACGACCCAAGCCGAUCACCUACGAUGUGGCCUUUAAGCCUGAUCCAAACCAGGAAGUUUUAUUUAAACGAAGGAGUUAG